AUGGAGAUGGAGGAGAACAUUAAGAAGUUGAAAAUUACAGUGUUGCCACAACUUUCUCAACAAUCUAAAUCUACCAAAAGAAAUGAAUGGGAUAAUUUUAAGCGAUCACCAACCGCUUUUUGGAAUGUGAUGAAGCAAUUGUUUUCUCUCCAGGUGUACAAAGUUCUAGUUCGCAAUGGAGACAAAUCUUGGUUCCUGUUUCGACGUUACAAUGAAUUCUAUGGACUGCAUGAAAAAAUAAAGAAGUUGUAUCCAGAGUCAAAUCUCAGACUGCCUGGAAAGAAAAUAUUUGGGAACUUGGAUCCAGAUUUUAUCCAGCAGAGACGGGAAGGACUAGAUGAGUUCAUACAGAAGCUGGUUUGUCAUCCAAAGAUUUCUCAAAACCCAGAGGUGAGAGAAUUUUUGACUCUAGACAAUCCACGCAAUGCUCAGGAACCAGUAGACUCUGAUACAUUUGAAGACACUAUGGAUCGUAAGGACACCAACCCGGUGAACCUGGGUCCAAGUGAACGGACAAGUGUGAAACCGAGUGAUUUUGAGUUCCUUAAAGUCAUUGGAAAAGGGAGUUUUGGCAAGGUCCUCCUUGCCCGACACAAGCUAGAAGGGCACAUCUACGCUAUCAAGGUGCUUCAAAAGCAGGCUAUCAUGAAGAGAAACGAGGCAAAACAUAUCAUGGCUGAACGCAAUGUCCUGUUAAAAAACAUCAAACAUCCCUUCCUGGUGGGCCUGCACUACUCCUUCCAGACUGCUGACAAGCUGUACUUUGUCCUUGACUACGUUAACGGUGGUGAGUUGUUCUUCCAUCUACAAAGAGAACGCUACUUUCCUGAACAGAGGGCUCGGUUUUAUGCUGCUGAAAUGGCAAGCGCUAUUGGCUACCUCCAUUCACUCAAUAUCAUCUAUAGGGAUCUCAAGCCAGAAAAUAUUUUACUUGAUUCCAAGGGACACAUCACACUAACAGACUUUGGUCUGUGUAAGGAGGGAAUAGAAGGCAUGGGCACAACUAACACGUUCUGUGGAACGCCAGAGUACUUAGCACCUGAAGUCCUGAGGAAACAGCCUUAUGACAAGACGGUUGAUUGGUGGUGUCUUGGCGCUGUAUUGUAUGAGAUGAUGUAUGGUUUGCCUCCAUUCUACAGUCGAGACACUGCUGAAAUGUAUGACAACAUCCUGUAUAAACCACUGCGCCUUCGAACAAAUGUGUCUGCUGCAGCUAGAUCCAUAUUAGAAGGGUUGUUACAAAAGGAGAAAGAAAAACGCCUUGGCUGCCAGCAGGACUUCAUGGAAGUCAAAUCUCAUGAAUUUUUCAAAGACCUAAAUUGGGAUGAACUUGAUGAAAAGAAAAUGAAACCACCAUACAAUCCCAAUGUGAGUGGUCAACUUGAUUUGAAGCACUUUGAUCCAGAAUUUGUGCGAGAACCAGUACCAGCAUCUGUUGGCAAGUCCAUGGGCACCAGUAAGUUAGUGAGCGCCAGUGUAAUGGAGGCCGAUAGCAUGUUCCAGGGCUUCUCCUAUGUACCGCCUGCUGAAGAUGCAUUUACAUGA
Molecule: messenger RNA, 1545 nt
Organism: Ylistrum balloti
Lineage: Eukaryota; Metazoa; Mollusca; Bivalvia; Pectinida; Pectinidae
Product: serine/threonine-protein kinase Sgk1-like
Exons: 14
Coding region: 1-1545 (514 amino acids)
Biological process (GO): protein phosphorylation
Molecular function (GO): phosphatidylinositol binding; ATP binding; protein serine/threonine kinase activity
Source: RefSeq, a predicted model, not a curated record